AUGUCGACCAUUGUGGGGUUCAAGACGACCCCCUACCCGCUCGACGCUCUAGGCGCCUCUGCCUCUGACCUCCUCUCGGCGCCGCUACCGCCCUACCCGUCCUACCCUUCCUUUUCGCGCCUCAUCUCGCGCGACUUCUACACGUCGUCGCUCGACCCAGUCUGGCCGCUCGGCUUCUCGCUGGCCUACUACCUCGUCUCGCACGCCGCCAACCGCCUCGUCGUCCGCAACGGCGGCCGCGACCUCUCCAAGGGCCCCUCCCCGCUCGCCGCCGCGCUCCGCCUCCUGAUCCCCAUCCACAAUGCCGUCCUCGCAGCCUACAGCGCCUGGACCUUCGCCAUGAUGGCCCCGCUCGUCGUCGACUUCUUCGUCCAGGGCUGGCGCGGCGCGCGCUUCGAGGGCGUCAAACUCGCCCUCUGCUCCAUGCCCACCAACCACCCCGACCUCGGCAGGUACGCCUACCUCUUCUACCUCAGCAAGUACUACGAGGUCGUCGACUCGCUCAUCCUCCUCCUCAAGGGCAAAAAGAUCUCGAACCUGCAAUCCUACCACCACGCCGGUGCCAUCAUCUGCAUGUGGAUCGCCUACCGCUACCAGAGCCAGCCGGUCUGGGUCUUCUGCGUCUUCAACAGCUUCGUGCACACGUUGAUGUACACCUACUACUUCUGCUCGGCCAUGCACUGGCCCUUCCCCAAGACGCUCAAGCGCAACCUCACCACGCUCCAGAUUGCCCAGAUCGCGUCGGGCACGCUCCUCACCAACCUCUACCUCGUCACCGUCCUCGACCCGUCGCUCGUCGCCCGCGGCCUCCUCGACCGCGGCGUCCGCUCGUCGUUGCCCGCCGUCGCCGCCAGCUCGCGCGCACCGUCGCGCAACCUCGUCGACUACGCGCUCGCACGCACCGACACCAGCGACCCCUCGAGCUGUCUCCAGACGACGGGGGCAGAGAUCGCCCUCAACGUCAACACGGCCUACAUGUUUCCGCUGCUCGCCCUCUUCUUCCGCUUCUUCAUGCGGUCCUAUCUCGACCGCUCGGCAAAGGGCAAGAGGGCGGCCAGUGCCAAGCAAGCUGCCAACGGCGCUGCCACCUCCGCCGCUGCUGCGACCACGUCCAACGGCCACGCUUCGGCGGACCUCCGGAAGCGGCAAUAG
Messenger RNA from Pseudozyma flocculosa PF-1, 1152 nucleotides. RefSeq lists its product as uncharacterized. Gene Ontology annotation, biological process: fatty acid elongation, monounsaturated fatty acid; very long-chain fatty acid biosynthetic process; sphingolipid biosynthetic process. The record is from RefSeq and is a predicted model, not a curated record. Bases 1 to 1152 code for a protein of 383 amino acids. Gene Ontology annotation, cellular component: endoplasmic reticulum membrane. NCBI's taxonomy places the organism in Eukaryota, Fungi, Basidiomycota, Ustilaginomycetes, Ustilaginales, Ustilaginaceae. Gene Ontology annotation, molecular function: fatty acid elongase activity. The transcript is spliced from 4 exons.